Messenger RNA from Penaeus monodon (black tiger shrimp), 673 nucleotides. It is a transcript of the gene Tfb4, whose product is annotated as general transcription factor IIH subunit 3-like. The record is from RefSeq and is a predicted model, not a curated record. Gene Ontology annotation, biological process: nucleotide-excision repair; regulation of DNA-templated transcription. Lineage: Eukaryota; Metazoa; Arthropoda; Malacostraca; Decapoda; Penaeidae. Gene Ontology annotation, cellular component: transcription factor TFIIH holo complex; transcription factor TFIIH core complex.
ACAAGCAGGAUUACCGACGUAGCGACCUUUGGCAGCUCUGCAUCAAAACAAACAAUCAACACGUGCCGGAAAGUGAAAUUUAAGUUAAAUUAAGGGAAUAUAGACAUAAAUAGCACAAAAUCCAAUGAAAGAAGAAAGAAGUUAAAUUAAAGUUAGAUUUCACUACCGACUGAGUAAUUUCUCCCGAAACAGGUGUGUGAAUGCCACCAUUUGGGAAACCAAUUUUCCCUUUUACUCAGCAUCAUGGCAGGAGAAGGGUGUUUGUUGGUAAUGGUUGUCGAUGUGCAUCCACAGUUGGCCCUUCAUGAGGGAAUGGUUCAGAGCUACCUAAGCUCAUGUGUGUCCUUUGCUAAUUUCCACUUGGCUACUAGUGUAAAAAACAGACUUGCCGUUAUCGCUGCCAAUCACCUAGAAACACGUUUCCUGUAUCCGCAAAAAAAUGGAGAGAAGGCAGACAGACAGAAGGAUGGUCGACUGGAACUUCUCAGUCAUGUUGAUGAAAGCAUUAUGGAAGAGCUGAGAAUCAUGAUGUAUCAUGAUGCCAAGGUGGAGCAGACAGAAUCUCUUAUCUCAGGGGCCAUUGGCCGGGGAUUAUUGUACAUAAAACGUCAUGAGAGAGAGGACCAAAUAGUCAACAAAAUCCAUGCAAGAAUCCUAGUUAUUAAGAUUUCAU